AUGGAAGUAGAAAAGCACACUCAAUUUUACUGUGCUAAGAAAAUUCUCCAAAAUCCUAUAAAAAUCGUAGUACUUUGUGGAUUGGUGGCGGUGUCACAAGCCGGUCUUCUGGCUGCACCCGUUCAUUAUUCUCCCGCCGAAUCAGUCUCCUCCCAGAGCAUCGUGCGUCACGACCAACCCCAAGCAGCUAGAAUCGCAGUAGCGGCUCCCGUCGCAUACAACGCCUACCAUGCCGCCCCCGUUGCCUACCAAGCCCCCAUCGCUAAAGUUUUGGCUCACCGUGAAGAGGCCUACCCCAAAUACGAGUACAACUACUCAGUAGCUGACGGUCACUCCGGCGACAACAAGUCCCAACAAGAAGUUCGCGAUGGUGAUGUAGUGAAGGGCUCAUACUCCUUCCACGAAGCUGACGGCUCCAUCAGAACUGUUGAAUAUACCGCUGACGACCACAAUGGAUUCAACGCGGUCGUACACAAUACCGCCCCAACCUCAGCCCCUACUCUCAUCAAGGCUGUACCCGCUCUCCAAUACUAUCAUCACUAA
Bombyx mandarina (wild silkworm) is the source of this 543-nucleotide messenger RNA. RefSeq names its product larval cuticle protein A2B-like. NCBI's taxonomy places the organism in Eukaryota, Metazoa, Arthropoda, Insecta, Lepidoptera, Bombycidae. Gene Ontology annotation, cellular component: extracellular matrix. The record is from RefSeq and is a predicted model, not a curated record.